This is a messenger RNA of Trichomycterus rosablanca, 758 nucleotides long. It is a transcript of the gene hcrt, whose product is annotated as hypocretin (orexin) neuropeptide precursor. Gene Ontology annotation, biological process: temperature homeostasis; eating behavior; response to starvation. NCBI's taxonomy places the organism in Eukaryota, Metazoa, Chordata, Actinopteri, Siluriformes, Trichomycteridae. Gene Ontology annotation, cellular component: perinuclear region of cytoplasm. The transcript is spliced from 2 exons. The coding region runs from base 1 to 504 and encodes 167 amino acids. The record is from RefSeq and is a predicted model, not a curated record. Gene Ontology annotation, molecular function: type 1 orexin receptor binding; type 2 orexin receptor binding; neuropeptide hormone activity.
AUGCCGAGAGGAGUGAUCAGACUCAUGGACAUCUCAUCAGUCAAGUACAGUACAGUGGUAUUGCUAAAAACUUUUAAUCUUUCUUGUUCACGUCAGCAGAAGCUACAAAUCCUGCUCUCGUUGGUGUUACUGGCUCACCUGAUUUGUGACACCGAGGCCGGGUCGAGCUGCUGCGCUCGUAAACCACGACCAUGUACCCUGUACGAGUUACUGUGUCGUGCGGGUCAGGGGAACGACACGGGCUCAGCGGGAAAAACAGGCCGCAUAACCAGCGACGCUUCUGCUGGCAUCCUGACGAUGGGCAAGCGCAAGGAAAACGACAGCCGAUACCAUGACCGACUGCAGCAACUUCUGCAAAGUUCACGAAACCAAGCUAAAGGAAUCCUAACGGUGGGGAAAAGAACCGAAGAUGGAGUCGCUACCCUUCACAGACCAGUUAAACUUGACCUUGAACAACCGCUCAAAUAUCUGAUGCAACCUGUGGAUCGAGACUUAAACAGAUGAUAAUCCUACUGAAAAAUCUCCACUGUGGUGUAUAUGUCAGCAUGUGUAAUGAAUGGUCACGUUUAAACAUUUUUGUCAGUAGUUUUGUGUGUUUUUCAGUUGUCGAUUGUAGAAAAUAUUGUUGUACUACACGAUGUGACCAACAGGUGGCAGAGUUGUUUCAGCUGUAUUACACACAUGAAUUACAAUAAACACGGGACAUUAUAAAAUAGUCAUUAAAACGGUGUGUUAACUUAUGAAUACAUUACAUUUAA